This is a messenger RNA of Salvelinus sp. IW2-2015, 2094 nucleotides long. Its product is annotated as Kv channel-interacting protein 4-like. The record is from RefSeq and is a predicted model, not a curated record. Gene Ontology annotation, molecular function: calcium ion binding; potassium channel regulator activity. Gene Ontology annotation, cellular component: voltage-gated potassium channel complex. Gene Ontology annotation, biological process: regulation of potassium ion transmembrane transport. Lineage: Eukaryota; Metazoa; Chordata; Actinopteri; Salmoniformes; Salmonidae.
CUCUGCUCAACUCACAAGCCAGCAACCUGUGAUAGCUGUAGCGUCGUCAAAUCUAGCAGUAGCACAGGACGUCUGGAUCACUGAUCAAGACGGGUACAGGGGGGCAGCAUGGGUGCUUUGAUGGUCAUCUUUUCGCUUCAGAAAGAUCAAAGGCGCAAAAGGACAGACAGCGUGGAGGAUGAGUUGGAGCUUUCAGCCGUCCGCCAUCGCCCCGAGGGCCUGGAGCAACUWGAGGCCCUGACUCGCUUCAACCGCAAGGAGCUGCAGAUCCUCUACCGAGGCUUCAAGAACGAGUGCCCUAGUGGCGUGGUCAAUGAYGACACCUUCAAAGUCAUCUACUCCCAGUUCUUCCCACAGGGAGACGCGUCGAUGUAUGCACAUUUUCUGUUCAACGCGUUUGACACGGAUAAAGAUGGAUCUGUGAGUUUUGAGGACUUUGURAUGGGCCUCUCUAUCCUCCUCCGAGGCUCAGUCCAGGAGAAGCUCAACUGGGCGUUCAAUCUGUAUGAUAUUAAUAAGGAUGGAUAUAUUACUAAAGAGGAAAUGCUUGACAUCAUGAAGGCCAUCUAUYACAUGAUGGGGAAAUGCACAUAUCCCCUACUCAAAGACGAUACCCCUCGACAACACGUGGAGAUAUUUUUUCAGAAGAUGGAUAAAAAUAAGGAUGGUGUUGUAACCAUAGACGAGUUUAUUGACUGCUGCCAAAAUGAUGAGAACAUCAUGAGGUCGAUGCAGCUCUUUGAAAACGUAAUUUAACUCUUGGCUGACCUGGAGAGCUCUGGACUCGACUAUCAACAGACACCAACCAACAACCGGCAUACAGUGGACCACACAAUGGACCACACAAAUCAUACAUGUAAUGGUAUGAAACAUUCUGGAAUAACUGUAAAAAAMAAUUGAUCUUUACAAUCUUUCCUUUUCAAUUUGAGUUUUGUGGUUUYAUUAAGUAGAUUGAACRCUURAAAUCUCCUGUGUACAAAAMACACAUAUCUUAACAGCUGUGCUGCAGUCACCAUUUACAGUAUCUGCAGUACAAGAAUCCAGCAAACUGGGUCAUCACUAUUUAACAGACACAAAAUCAUGAACCCCGCCUAUUUCUAAGAUGUAUCUUCUUAAAAUUGUAUUCCAAACCUUAACCCUGAUUUUAAACCAAACGUUAAAUUAAAACCAAAAAGCACAUUUUUGCUUUCAUGAAUUUUUGCCAAUUUUGCAUUUGUGCCUGUGUUAUCUAGUGGAAACCAGCAAAAUGUGUUAUCUUAUGCCACUGCCUUUGAACAGAUGGACAACAAUGAGUCUGAAAGGUGAAAGUUUGUAUGAUGAAUAGUGACAUAACUGUGUGCCGAAAUCAGGCUCAGAAUUCCAGAAUGUUCCUAACCACUGAGGUUUUUCAGCCACCACGGUCCAUCCUUUGCUCUCCCAGCACCCAAGUAAAAUAGACUUAACAUUGUACCAUUUUUAAAAAAGUGUAUAUAGUCUAAGAAUCUAUGUGGAACUUUCAACUUUGUUCAUGCUUACUUGCCAACUAAAAUGAGACGAUGCACUCCACGUUGAAUUCGAUGACGAGUCUGGACAGUGAAAAGUAUCAUUAGAAGCACACAGGUAGCUGUUACUUACAUUGAGUAUGUGAUUAGGAGAAACAAUUAUCUUGCCACAAGYUUAUGCUGCUUUUAAAUGUACUGUAUUUUAUUUGACUGUACYUGUCUGUAUUGCCCCAUGUGUCCUGUUGACAUGUUUUCAUUCAUGUUUCAAAUAACAAUUUUGCAGGUUACACUGGUUUGUUGGAUUUUAAUUAUAUAGAUAUGAUAUAUGGUAGAUAUGCUAGUCAAUGUACAAAGGGAUAGUCAGGUGGACAGUAUUAAGCAGAAGCUCACUCUUGGGGGGAAUUUAUGGUCUUUUUGAAUAUGCAUGUUUAUCACUGUCCUUUGCAGAGGGUCACUGGGGUGAAGCUAUACAAGCAAAUURGAAUCUGUCAUCCGUUGGUUUUGAGAGGUAGAUCUGUUGAAACAACCCCUAUCCCCAACUGUCUAGACAAUAAAAAAAUAAAAAAUAAUUUCACUAGGCAAGUCAGUUAAGAUGAUGGCCUAGGAACAGUGG